AUGAUCAAGAUUUAUGUGAUUUGUGGCCUUUUCUUUGCGACUCUUCCAGUCGGUGCGGAAUGGCAUCUUUCUGGCCGAAUUGUGGUCCCAUCUUUGGACAAUUUCCUUGGAUAUGAGAAAGUUGUAAGUUUUAAGAUUUUUUUGAUUUUUUUGACGUUUAUGACGUAUUUUAUGGGCAAAAAUUGCAUUGAGAUUUCAGAGAGUCCAGUUGAUCUCCGGCGGUAUGAUCUACACAGAGUGUGGAGAAGAGAUCGCUGAUGAGAAUGGGUAUUUUGACAUCACUUGCUCUGCCUUUAACAUUUUUGGAUUCAAACAUCUGGCUGUGUAAGUUUCGUGGGCUGGGACAAGAGGGAGUACAGAGAAUGCGGAGGCGGCCAGGGAAAAGAAACUUUUUCGCCAUACCUUGGCCAGGAAACGUUACUUUCUUUUUAUUUUUUAAUUUACUUUACAAAAAAUUUUAGCUCAAAAUUCGCCAAAGAUCCAAAAUUUUCAUCAAAAAAAAUUAGUUUAUUUUAUUUUUUUAGUCUCCACCGCUUCGAGGGACAUGAAUGCAAGAUGUAUUUUUUCAAAGACAUCUCCCUCGGCGACGACAAAGUCUUCACUUUGACCAAAGACACGAAGAAUAUCAAUGAUGACGAUCAGUGUCCCAAGGAUGUGUAUUAUUAG
Messenger RNA from Bursaphelenchus xylophilus (pine wood nematode), 666 nucleotides. Lineage: Eukaryota; Metazoa; Nematoda; Chromadorea; Rhabditida; Aphelenchoididae. The record is from the annotation of a GenBank genome assembly.